CAGUGAGGAUCAGCCUUCGCCUGAAAUGCAGAUCAAACCUGAGCCUGUGGACACUACGCCUCACUUCUGGAGCGAUCAUUCGAGCUCAAAUGAUGAGGGCAGUGAUGAAGCUAGUACGAAGACCAUCGCAGUUGCGCACCGAAAUCCCCCAACAUCUAUAUUUCGAGCAUUGAUAAAUGACCCUGUCUUGGCCAAUAGUCCCAAAAACAUCGCUGCAAGCGAUUGGGUACGGCUAGGAGACGAACUAGUACGUAUCAUCGUCGCGCGUUCACCGUCUUUCAAGGUAAGCUCAUGGCAUUUCGGAAAUGGUGUUGAGACAUUUGUGAAGGAUAUCCCAGAGAAUGUCAAACAGACGCUGAAAGGCAGUCUCGGUCACAAUGGGUCCAAGAUUGUGGGGCAGGUUAGACCAUGGAUCAUUCGAAACUUAGACGUCUUUCCUGAGGUGAGAGGGCAUGUCUCCCUUGUGAAAUAUCUUCAGCCGGAUAUCUCACCAGUUUGUGAUGUCCUUGUUGGACCUGAAUUUUCUUUUUCAUGGGACGAUCGCAAGAACAUCUCAUCGAUUCUGGUCUCAAACUUACUGGAAUAUAUAGCUAAAAGAAGCCACCCGCCGUGGGAUAUUCGAUGUCCUUUUGUUGACCACAUUAAACUACUUCAGAUAUGGGAAAGGAAGAUUAUGGCGAUCAGCCAAACAAGAUGGUCUCGAUUAAGAGCUACCCGUAUCUUUGAGCCAUAUCUUCGGAAGCUCAUACUGAAAAAUCGUUCUCAUUUCAGACAGCUUCACAAGAGUGAGUGGGCGAAGGAUUGGGAGUUCGUGACAGGAGAAACGUGGUAGUGACCGAAAUUCGGGAUGAUCAAGCACGGCAGUUGGUGAUGCGAUAUGAAGGCUUUCACAUAUACCAAGAGCACAACGCGAUAUAUCCGUUGGUCUGCAAGGGGACUUCAAGUAUCGAAGUGCUUUCAUCGUAGUUGCCGGAAAAGCCUGCAUAUCAGUCAUAUGUGCACUACUAACACAG
Molecule: messenger RNA, 1013 nt
Organism: Pseudovirgaria hyperparasitica
Lineage: Eukaryota; Fungi; Ascomycota; Dothideomycetes; Acrospermales; Acrospermaceae
Exons: 4
Coding region: 26-832 (268 amino acids)
Source: RefSeq, a predicted model, not a curated record